GCUCAAAGGCCACAUCAUAAAAGUCGAGGGCGGUAGCCGGUUAAUAGAAAAGAAAUCAAUUUACACACUCGAAGCCGCUGGUGAAAAACUGAGUACCAGCAGUUGGAGCAGGCAGUUAAUUACCCUUUCCGAUAAUCGAGCUAGUGAACCCCGGCGAAACGGCCAACCCGAGAGAUAUAGUGAACACCGUUUGUGGAGGUGACUCAUCAGUACACUGCAAUUACAUAAAUUUAUGAAAUCGAGCACACCUCAUCCACGGUCGAUUUGGAUACUUACAGCUUGCUGGUUGCUCCCCCUGCUCGGCCUAGCCCUCUCCCCGUUUCCACCGGUCCAUUCGGCUGACGUCACCAUGGCCGACGCCGCCCACCAGGAGUUCGCCCGCCGGCUGGCCCUUUUCUCUAUCAACGUGUACGACAAGCUAUCGGCUCAGAAGCCCGGCGAGAACAUCAUCUUCUCGCCCUUUUCCAUCCAGACCUGUGCGGCGAUGGCCAGGCUGGGUGCAGAAAAGGAGACGGCUACCCAGCUGGACCAGGGAUUGGGUUUGGCCUCCAGCGACCCAGAGCAAAUCGCACAGAGUUUCCACCAGGUGCUGGCCGCCUACCAGGACAGCCAGAUCCUGCGCAUCGCCAACAAGAUUUUCGUGAUGGAUGGCUACCAGCUGCGCCAGGAGUUUGACCAGCUGUUAUCCAAGCAGUUCCUCUCGGCGGCUCAGAGCGUGGACUUUUCCAAAAAUGUCCAAGCAGCGGCAACCAUCAACAAUUGGGUUGAGCAGCGGACCAACCACCUGAUCAAGGAUCUUGUGCCGGCUAGUGUAUUGAACUCAGACUCGCGACUGGUCCUUGUGAACGCCAUUCACUUCAAGGGCGCCUGGAAGCACCAGUUCAGUAAACACUUAACCCGCCCGGACACCUUUCACCUGGAUGGCGAGCGGACCGUUCAGGUUUCGAUGAUGAGUUUAAAGGAGAGUCUCCGCUAUGCCGAUCUGCCGGCGCUAGAUGCCACGGCCCUGGAACUGCCCUACAAGGACUCAGACCUCUCUAUGCUGAUCGUUCUGCCCAAAACCAAGACGGGUCUGCCCGCCCUGGAGGAGAAGUUGCGCCUCACGACCCUCUCGCAGAUCACGCAGGCGUUGUACGAAACAAAGGUGGCGCUCAAAUUGCCCAGGUUCAAGGCAGAGUUCCAAGUGGAGUUGUCUGAGGUUUUCCAGAAGCUGGGCAUGUCAAGGAUGUUCUCCGAUCAGGCUGAAUUCGGAAAAAUGCUACAAAGUCCGGAGCCAUUGAAAGUGUCAGCCAUCAUACACAAGGCCUUCAUAGAAGUCAACGAGGAGGGAACGGAGGCUGCUGCCGCCACGGGAAUGGUCAUGUGCUACGCCACCAUGCUCACGUUCGAACCACAGCCCGUCCAAUUCCAUGUCCAGCAUCCAUUUAACUAUUACAUUAUUAAUAAGGAUUCUACUAUUUUGUUUGCGGGAAGAAUCAACAACUUUUGAACAUAGCACUCCAUCAAAAUACACCAAUCACAACCGUUGAACUGAAUUUCAAUGUAAUCCCAAUUCGCAGGUUUGGUCAUGAGCCUUACUUCGCUGCCCAUGCCGAAGCCGGAUCCGAUACGUUUCCAUGUCGACCAUCCAUUUACAUUUUACAUCCUUAACAAGGACUCAACCGCUCUCUUCGCUGGCAGCAUAAAAAAACUCUAAAUAAGCAAACAUACUAACACCAAUCCACAUUUAACAUGCAGCUGGGUCAGUCCUAUAUUGCUGGCUUGUCGAGCAUAUUCAGCUUUUACCUUGUCUGUAAGGAUAUACAAAACAUUAGUCUGUGCGCAAUCGAUGAUCUUAUAUAUACACUUAAUAUUUUUGUACUAACGAAGCAUGUGGCCUCAAUAAAGUCUAAAAGUCUG
Messenger RNA from Drosophila sechellia, 1899 nucleotides. Its product is annotated as serine protease inhibitor 42Dd. Bases 233 to 1489 code for a protein of 418 amino acids. The transcript is spliced from 3 exons. Gene Ontology annotation, molecular function: serine-type endopeptidase inhibitor activity. NCBI's taxonomy places the organism in Eukaryota, Metazoa, Arthropoda, Insecta, Diptera, Drosophilidae. The record is from RefSeq and is a predicted model, not a curated record.